UUUUAUCUUUUGGGCUUUUGGUUUUUUCUUGAAUGGGGUAUUGAAUUUGUCAUCUUUAUCUUGUAUGUUUGUUUUUUCUAGGAAGGAAGGAAUUAAUGUGAAAAAUGGUUUUUUUUUAGCAAUCAUCUACAAAAUUUGAGUGAUCUACAUAAUGGGAAUGAUAAGAUUCAAGAAAAAAAAGAAGUAACUCGCUGGAUUUUUAUCCAUGACCAAGUAUUUCUAGUGGUUGAAAAUGGUUGUGAGCGGAUUAUUUUUGUUUGUAGAUUUACAAGUUUUUCAGUGAAGAUUAACCCAGUUAUAGACUUUCGCCUUGAAAAUUGAUAUUAAACAUGUUGUUUACUAAAUAUCCAGGUAGGUAAAGUGUCCUUUUUUUUUUUUUGAAAAACAGGUAUGUAAAGUGUUAAUUAAGUAUCUAAACUUCUACUCGAUAUGUUAUAAAUCUGGCUUAUCAUUGCGAUAUGUUAUUAAAUUUGGCUUAUCAUUGCGAUGUGUUAUAAAUUUGGCUUAUCAUCGUAUUCUACUCGAUAUGUGUUAUUAAUGAGUAUGGUAUGAAUUUGGUUCUACUCGAUAUGUUGUUAAGGUGGAAAUGUAUUAUAAUAAUGUAUCCAAACCUCUGCUUUUUGUGAGAGUUAUGAAGUGUUUUUUUAAUCAAUUUUAUUGGUGCAUCUAUUACCUUUUAGAUUGUGCAUCUAUAUUUAGGUAAAGGAUCAUGGAGAUAUACUUAAGCAACACAGGAAGGAUGUUUGUACAGAUAGCUGUAUCCGUUGCUACUGUUCUUCUGGGUUUUGUUUACAAGGCGAUACAACCUCCCCCUCCAAAAGUAUGUGGUUCACCUGGUGGUCCUCCUGUGACUUCACCAAGAAUCAAACUCAGUGAUGGCAGGCAUUUGUCAUAUAGAGAGGCAGGAGUCAGCAAAGAUGAGGCUAAGCACAAGAUCAUAGUCAUUCAUGGCUUCGCUAGCUCCAAGGAUCAAAGGCUACCCAUCUCUCAAGAACUUGCGGAGGAGCUAAACCUAUACUUCCUGUUUUUUGAUAGAGCUGGCUAUGGAGAAAGUGAUCCCUAUCCAAACCGCUCUGUGAGAAGUGAAGCUUACGAUAUUCAAGAACUUGCUGAUGCAAUGCAGCUAGGAUCCAAGUUUUAUGUCAUUGGAAUCUCCUUGGGAGCUUACCCUGCAUAUAGCUGUAUGAAAUACAUCCCACACAGAUUGGCGGGGAUCUCCUUGGUUGUUCCAUUUGUCAACUACUGGUGGCCUGGUUUUCCUUGUUCCAGAGAAUGUUUUAGGGGGCUUUGUCUGCAAGACCAAUGUACCUUUGGAGUGGCACGUUAUGCUCCUUGGUUGUUUUACUGGUGGAUGACUCAAAAAUGGUUCCCUUCAUUAAGCCUCUUGUCUGGUGAUCCAUCUGUUUUCAGUCGACAAGAUUUGGAAAUUAUGAAGAACAUGCCACAAACUCCCCAGGAUAAAAGCCGUCAACAAGGUGAUUUUGAAUCUCUUCAUCGAGAUAUUAUGGUCGGUUUUGGGACAUGGGAAUUUGAUAUCCUGGAUUUAAAAAAUCCUUUCCCUGGCUAUGAAGGCUCGGCUCACAUCUGGCAAGGCUAUGAGGACAAAAUAAUUCCUUUUCAAAUGAAUCGCUAUAUCUCGAAAAAGCUUCCGUGGAUUAAGUAUCAUGAAGUUCCUGAUGGUGGACAUCUGUUCAUCAGUGAUCAGAGCAGUUUUGAAUCUAUCCUAAGAGCACUUCUGUUUGAAUAGUUUCCAUCCUACAUGCCUUUAACUUGUAUGCAAAUUGUCAUUGGUCUGGACUUUGUAAUAAUUGGGAAUAACAUUUUUAAUUAUUUAUACCCCCUUCUGGUGUGGUAUUUAAUCUACUUUUUACAUUUCGAAUGUGAAUGUUUUGAAA
Chenopodium quinoa (quinoa) is the source of this 1895-nucleotide messenger RNA. RefSeq lists its product as uncharacterized. NCBI's taxonomy places the organism in Eukaryota, Viridiplantae, Streptophyta, Magnoliopsida, Caryophyllales, Amaranthaceae. The transcript has 5 exons. The coding region runs from base 710 to 1747 and encodes 345 amino acids. The record is from RefSeq and is a predicted model, not a curated record.